Molecule: messenger RNA, 4082 nt
Organism: Hyla sarda
Lineage: Eukaryota; Metazoa; Chordata; Amphibia; Anura; Hylidae
Gene: SLC12A1
Product: solute carrier family 12 member 1
Exons: 27
Coding region: 269-3538 (1089 amino acids)
Biological process (GO): potassium ion homeostasis; cell volume homeostasis; chloride transmembrane transport
Cellular component (GO): membrane
Molecular function (GO): sodium:potassium:chloride symporter activity
Source: RefSeq, a predicted model, not a curated record
GAAUAAUGGAGGGCAGGGUGAUGUCAAGUUAGGAUGAUAUAAAAGCUCAUGUUUUAAUUUCUAAUGCAUUCCUGCUAGAGAGAAGUUUUACCCUACAUUUUGCAGAUUUAAAGACUUGAAGGAAGUUGAAGAAGAACCCAAAGCCUAUACAUAUUUAGAAAUAAAAUAAUGAACUUAUAACAUCACAGUGAAAGUUGUGUAGUCUUAGCACAGCACCUUUACUAGUCAACAUACUGUAGUAUACUGUAGAGUCACAGUAUCACUGACAAUGAAUAAUUCCCCACAUUCAUUUCCAGCAGACACAGCACCUCUUAGCCCAACACGUUUUCAGGUGAAUGUUGUUAGUGAGGGCUAUGACAAUCCCACCUGUGAAGGAGAUAAGGACCCUCCACAAUAUGAAGAGACAUCUUUUGCUAGAGAAGACAGGCUUAGAAUGAAUUAUGGUCCCGGAAAUAGGGAGAUGUUCAACAACAUCCUGCACAAUGGGGACACUAUUAAGACAGAAGGAAGUUUCCAUCCUUAUGAUACUCACAAUCAAACAUAUUACAUGAAAACAUUUGGUCACAACACCAUGGAUGCUGUUCCCAAUAUCGAUUAUUAUAGAAAUACCGGCAGUAUCUCUGGAGUUAAGAAAAUACGGCCAAGCCUGGCAGAGAUCCAUGAGCAGCUGUCAAAGGAUGUGGCAGUGACUCCUGGCUCCGUUUCCAAUGGAGAAGGUGCAUUGGGCGAAGAAGAUCAGAAUCCAGAAGAACCACAAAAGGGAGGAUUUGUAAAAUUUGGGUGGAUAAAAGGUGUUCUGGUCAGAUGCAUGUUAAAUAUAUGGGGUGUGAUGCUUUUUAUUCGUCUUUCGUGGAUUGUUGGUCAAGCAGGAAUCGGUCUUGGAGUGGUUGUCAUAGCCCUCAGUGUGGUGGUAACUACAUUGACAGGUCUUUCUAUGUCAGCUAUAUGCACCAAUGGCAUUGUCAGAGGAGGUGGAGCGUAUUAUCUUAUCUCCAGAAGCCUGGGACCAGAAUUUGGUGGAUCCAUUGGACUUAUUUUUGCUUUUGCCAAUGCUGUAGCUGUUGCUAUGUACGUGGUUGGUUUCUCAGAAACAGUUGUGGAUCUUUUAAAGGACAAUGAUGCAAUCAUGGUGGAUGAAAUGAAUGAUAUAAGGAUUGUGGGGACUAUAACAGUAAUCCUACUGCUCGGCAUCUCCGUCGCUGGCAUGGAAUGGGAAGCAAAGGCUCAAGUUGGAUUGUUGGUUAUACUCCUCAUUGCCAUUGCCAACUUUUUUAUCGGAACUGUUAUCGAAACCACAGAAGAGAAGAGAGCAAAAGGAUUCUUUAACUAUCAAGCUUCGAUAUUUGCUGAGAACUUUGGUCCAGACUUCAGGAAUGGCGAAGGCUUUUUCUCUGUCUUCGCUAUUUUCUUCCCAGCAGCUACAGGAAUUCUUGCAGGGGCAAACAUCUCAGGAGAUUUGGAGGAUCCACAAGAUGCUAUUCCAAAGGGAACCAUGCUGGCCAUCUUAAUCACUACUAUUGCUUAUUUAGGAGUAGCUAUUUGCACAGCUGCAUCUGUAGUACGUGACGCCACGGGAAACAUCAACGAUACAAUCACUUCUGCCAUAAACUGUAACGGAUCGGCAGCCUGUGGUCUUGGUUAUGAUUUCUCCAUAUGUGAAUCCCAAAAAUGUAACUAUGGGCUGAUGAAUAACUUUCAAGUGAUGAGUAUGGUAUCAGGAUUUGGCCCCCUGAUCAUUGCUGGAAUUUUCUCAGCCACCCUGUCCUCCGCUCUGGCAUCACUUGUCAGCGCACCUAAAGUAUUUCAGGCUCUCUGCAAGGAUAACAUUUACAAAGCACUUCACUUUUUCGCUAAAGGACAUGGAAAAAACAACGAACCAAUCAGAGGAUAUGUUCUUACAUUCAUCAUCGCACUGGCUUUUAUCCUGAUUGCUGAACUGAAUACCAUUGCACCCAUCAUCUCUAACUUCUUCCUGGCUUCUUAUGCUCUUAUCAACUUCUCCUGUUUCCAUGCUUCAUAUGCAAAAUCGCCAGGAUGGAGGCCUGCAUUCAAGUAUUACAACAUGUGGGUGUCCCUGUUUGGAGCUUUGCUGUGCUGCGGUGUGAUGUUUGUCAUCAAUUGGUGGGCUGCUGUCAUCACUUAUGCGAUAGAGCUCUUCCUGUACAUCUAUGUGACAUACAAAAAGCCAGAUGUAAAUUGGGGAUCUUCAACACAGGCUUUUCAAUACACAAGAGCCUUAAACAGUGCUUUGGACUUGAACAUUAUCGAUGAGCAUGUGAAAAACUUCAGACCUCAGUGCUUGGUUUUAACUGGUGCACCAAUGGCAAGACCAGCCCUUUUGGACAUUACCCACUCUUUCACAAAAAACCUGGGGCUCUGUAUAUGCUGUGAGGUGUUUUCUGGACCACGCAAACAGGCUGUAAAAGAAAUGAAUGCUGGGGUGUUAAAAAAGCAGACAUGGUUAUGUAAGAACAAGAACAAAGCCUUUUAUGCUGCCGUUGCUGCUGAAAACUUCCGGGAAGGUGCAAGAACACUUAUUCAGGCUGCCGGUUUGGGAAGAAUGAAGCCAAAUACCCUGGUGUUGGGCUUCAAGAAAGAUUGGAGACAGGCCAGCACGGUGGACUUGGCAAACUACGUGGGCAUACUGCAUGAUGCUUUUGACUUUGAAUACGGAGUUGUAAUUGUACGAAAUAGCCAAGGAUUUGACAUCUCUGCAUUUCUUCAGGCUCAAGAGGAAUUCCGGAGACUAGAACAAGAGAGACUGGCACUUGAAGCAACCAUUAGAGAGAGUGAAUUUCAAGAUGGAAAUAGUAGAAUUCGCAGGUUCUUUGGUAAAUCCAAGAUGAAUAUUUCCAGUGCAGCAUCUAAGAAAGAAGUCAGUACAGCUCCACCAAUGCACAUGGGAGAGUAUAACCAGAGAAUUGUAGAAGCUAGUGAACAAUUCAAGAAGAAGCAAGAUAAGGGCACUAUUGAUGUUUGGUGGCUGUUUGAUGAUGGAGGUUUAACAUUACUUAUUCCACAUAUUCUGACCUUGAAAAAGAAAUGGAAGGAUUGUAAACUGCGAAUCUUUAUAGGCGGAAAAGUGAACCGUAUUGAGGAUGAAAAAAUGAUGAUGGCCUCACUUCUCAGUAAGUUCCGCAUUAAAUUUGCCGAUGUAUAUAUAGUUGCAGACAUUAACUCUAAGCCAAGCAAAGAAAGCUGGAAAUUUUUUGAAGAGAUGAUUGAGCCAUAUAGACUCCAUGAAAGUGCCAGUGAUGUACCCACUGCAGAUAAAAUAAGGAGAGAAAACCCUUGGAAAAUAACAGAUUCAGAACUUGAGAUGUUCAAGGAAAAGAGCUAUCGCCAAGUCCGUCUUAAUGAACUUCUACAAGAACAUUCUCGUUCUGCUAACCUCAUUGUUCUGAGCCUCCCAGUUGCAAGAAAAGGAACAAUUUCUGAUCACCUGUACAUGGCAUGGGUAGAAAUCCUCUCCAAAAAUCUUCCCCCUGUGCUACUGGUUAGAGGAAAUCACAAAAGUGUCCUGACUUUUUACUCUUAAUGCUAAAAGCCUUUAUUACCUCACACUUGUAUUUACUGUGUCUAAAAAAAAAAAAGUGAUAUACAAGAAAAAAAAAGUUUGGGGGUGAAAAUUCAAAUUGCAUAUCUUAUAUGAAAGAGUAUUGUAAUUCAAAUGACCAAUAGUGAUUGAUGAGACUUAGAUAACAUAAGAGCUUUAUUUGUCACAAACAAUAUGUAGCUCUAUAUUAUAGCCUUACAUUGGUAUAAUCAGUUCUCUAUUCUAUUUUAUUGAAUGUGUAAUGUUUGGCCACCUAUGAACUACAUAUUAUAUAUUUUUAUGGAAACACAGAAAUGUUCUAUAUUAUUUUAUCAGUCUUAUUGAUUCAACUCUAGACAUCUGAAUGUAUGUAAAGAUGAAUAAAUCUAUUAAAAUAACUUAUUUUAAAGUUUAUGCAAUCUUUCAUGUUAUCCCAAGUUUUCUUGUUCACCUUGCUUUGGUUUACUAUAUUUUGAUAUCAUGCUUUAAUGGUCUGAUUUGGAUUUCUUUGGAGCAAUCAAUAAAUGUAAUAAAAUAUGUAACUGGA